Sitodiplosis mosellana (orange wheat blossom midge) is the source of this 360-nucleotide messenger RNA. RefSeq names its product diphthamide biosynthesis protein 3 (gene Dph3). NCBI's taxonomy places the organism in Eukaryota, Metazoa, Arthropoda, Insecta, Diptera, Cecidomyiidae. Bases 1 to 261 code for a protein of 86 amino acids. Gene Ontology annotation, biological process: protein histidyl modification to diphthamide. The transcript has a single exon. Gene Ontology annotation, molecular function: metal ion binding. The record is from RefSeq and is a predicted model, not a curated record.
AUGAGUGUGUAUCACGACGAAAUUGAAAUUGAAGACUUUGAAUACGACGAAGAAAAUGAUAUUUAUCACUAUCCAUGUCCUUGCGGUGAUCGUUUCGAGAUUUCAAAGGAGGACUUAUUAGCUGGCGAAGAAGUAGCAACCUGUCCAAGCUGUUCGCUGAUCGUGCGGGUCAUAUACGAUGCCGAAACGUUCAAGUCGGAAUGCGAUGACGAAACGCAAUUGAACGAGAAAGUUAGCGAAUUGACGCUUGAAAAAAAUUAGAAUUACAAUAGCAAAAAGAAAUCAUGUAAAUACUAAUUAUGUUUUAAGGGUACAAUUUGUAAGAAUAAAACAGAACAACAGAACUAAAUGAAACUCAUU